CCGUGCCAUGUAUAGCACUGCAAUAUGCUACUCAGUGGGAGAAGGUCUAACGCUGUCUCAUAAAUUAGCAAGGAAAUGGAUGAAGAGAGCAGCUGACCGAGGUCAUAGCAAAACCCAGUUUGAGAAUGGACUUAGUCUAUUUUCCGAAGGUAACAUGAUGAAAGCUGUGGUGUAUUUGGAACUUGCCACUCGUGCUGGUGAGACAGCAGCUGAUCACGUCAAGUAUGUUAUACUUCGACAGAUGUCCACUUCUUCUCGUGACAGAGCCAUGCUUCUUGCUGAUAAUUGGCGUCCUCUGCCUUCUUCAUCCCGCUGAUUGAUUUUCCCUGCUAUUUUCAGCUUAAUGCUGUCUACGCCUCUUUCUCCAGCAUGCCACUUUUGAACCUUCUUCAAUUACGAAGUGUAAAUAUACAUAGUUUCUCUUGCUGAUGUGCAUUCCCUAGUUCUGUAAUGUUAUAAUAAGAACUCUUGUCGAAAUAAUUUUGCUCUUAAA
Nicotiana attenuata is the source of this 493-nucleotide messenger RNA. Its product is annotated as F-box protein At1g70590-like. The coding region runs from base 8 to 316 and encodes 102 amino acids. The transcript is spliced from 2 exons. NCBI's taxonomy places the organism in Eukaryota, Viridiplantae, Streptophyta, Magnoliopsida, Solanales, Solanaceae. Gene Ontology annotation, molecular function: protein binding. The record is from RefSeq and is a predicted model, not a curated record.